CUCUAGAGUACCGGGUUCCGGUUCCGUCAAUUUACUCUUUUUCUGAGUUUUUGCAUUAACAAAAUAUCGAUUGGAAACACUUUGAGAAAUUGCAGAAACCAUGUCGCUGUAUGAUGAUGUGGAUACAGACGUCAGUUCUGGGAAUAAUGCCAAGUCAGAUAUAUCUGGUUGGUCAUCAUCAUUCAAACUGCUGCAGUCCCAGCUGCAGGCCAAGAAAGUCAUUAAUGCUAAACAACGAGAGUCCAAGAAACGACAGGGCACCACACUCGCGCCGGUCAUUGACCUAAAACGUAGCACGGCAGGAGAUGAUUUACACUUCAACAUGAUCACAGGAAAACUGGAUCGCAUGGCUCCCGUGGCCUCCCCGUUCAUCGCCGUAGAGCCGACCGCCUUCUCCGGCGUCGUCGACGAAUACAACCCGCUGUAUCCCAACGACUAUGAGGAGCUGGUGAAGAAACGACGCGACCAGAAGGCAAAGGAAAGAGAAGAGGAAAGGAAGAAGGAGCAGGAUGACAGAGACAGACGCCGGCGGGAUCGAUAUCGUGACGAUGACUCACCGCCAAAGCGGAGCUACGGAUCGCGAGAGUUGGCGCCACGCGAUCCGGAUGAGAGGAAGCCAAAGCGACGUGAGGAUGACGAUGACGAAUAUGAUCGCCCGAGGAGGAAAGCGCAAGGUGGCGCUGCUAUCGCCCCGCCGACGAUGCUGAUAGAAGAAGACAUGGCGGCUAGCGUCGAGGUCGCGACGGGUAUCAACCUGAAUGCUGUGCCACCUCCCGGGCCGUUCUCAGUUAAGCCGGAACCAGAAGAAGAGAAGCCGCUGCCUGGGGCGAGCAUGGGUCUAGCCGGAUCCGUUGCAUCAAAGAUCAUGGCUAAAUAUGGCUACAAGGAGGGUCAAGGCCUCGGCAAGAAGGAACAGGGCAUGAGCACAGCGCUCCUGGUGGAGAAGACGAGUAAACGCGGAGGGAAAAUUAUUCACGAAAAAGAUAUUCCUAAAUUUGAGCCACCAAAAGCUGAGGUGCCAACAAAUACAAAUUUAUUAAAAAAUCCAUCAAAAGUUAUUCUAUUACUGAACAUGGUCGGACCUGGAGAAGUCGACGCGGAUCUCGAACCAGAAACGGCCGAGGAGUGUGCAAAAUAUGGCAAGGUCAUCCGGUGUGUGAUAUUCGAGAUUCCUGGCGCCGAGGAUACGGAAGCCGUAAGGAUAUUCCUCGAGUUUGAACGAGUCGAAUCGGCAAUUAAAGCGAUUGUCGACCUAAAUGGUCGGUUCUUCGGAGGGCGGACGGUGAAAGCGUGUUUUUACAAUUUGGAUAAAUUUAGGAGAUUCGACCUUGGAGACUCACCAUGAAGUGAAGAAAGUGACACUUUGGACUUAGUUGUUGUUAAUUCUUUGGACUGCGGUGUGACCAGAGAUUAGUCGAACUUAGUGGACUGGAGUAUGGGCAUCAUUUUUCAGUGGUUACAAAUCAAGUCCUUUGCCACCAGACUUCACUCAUAUCCUGGAGGGCAGGCAGUCAGAGUAUUUCUGGACGUAACUGGAGGGAGAUAUUUUGAACUAAGCAGACUGGAUUUUGGCCAUAAUGAUUCAGUGGUAACAAAUCUGCCGAGUCUACUCCUGGUGAUCUCACCAGAGAGGUGUCCUGCUAAGCCGCAGUAGUAAGCGAGGUGUCCACUGCUCGAGUAUUCUGUAAAGGAAAGUUCCUCUAUCGCAUGU
Molecule: messenger RNA, 1711 nt
Organism: Lineus longissimus
Lineage: Eukaryota; Metazoa; Nemertea; Pilidiophora; Heteronemertea; Lineidae
Product: splicing factor 45-like
Exons: 10
Coding region: 101-1345 (414 amino acids)
Biological process (GO): mRNA cis splicing, via spliceosome; alternative mRNA splicing, via spliceosome
Cellular component (GO): precatalytic spliceosome
Molecular function (GO): RNA binding
Source: RefSeq, a predicted model, not a curated record